CCGCAUUUGCCCCAUCAACAUGUCUUUAAUCACGAUUACGCCAUCUAUGAGGCUUUAAAAAAGAGUGAUCAUCGGGCGUUGAUUUGAUGGUCCUUAAUGAUUGGACGUCUCAAUCAUUGGAUCGUCGAUGGAUGGCCAUGAUCGAAAAAUUGGGGUUAUUCCGGUCAUCAUGGGAAGUCCGGUGGAGAUCCUUUUCAAAUCGCCUUCUUUUCCAGAAAACGAGACACGCCUUCCCCCUUCCAGUCUGCGAUCUUUUUCUCUGGCCAUUUUCUCCUCCAGCUCUCGCUUUCCCUGUCCUUUUCAUUUCGAAACCCACUUCCCGGAAGAUCGCUUCCUUUCUUUCCAUUUGGGGAAAGCGAUGGCGACGAGGCGAGGGAAGUGGCAUCCGCCGCCGGUGCCGACGCCGAGGAUCAGCCAUCUCCCGCGGCGGUCCAGGCUGUCCCGCCCCCCGAAGGCGCCGGCGUUUAAGGCGCGGCCGACUACGAGGUUGCCGCCGGGGUCCGGCAGGAACCUGGGAGCUCUUCUAGACGAGGAGAGGUCGUUCUCUGGUGGUCAUUCCCAGAGGAGGGCGAGGGUGGAGGUGGCGGCGUCGUCGGGGGAGAGCGGCAGGGACUCCGGGGAGGAGCGGUGGAGGUUCCAGGCGGAGAUGCUCCGGGCGGAGUGCAACUUUCUCCGGAUGGAGAGGGAGGUGGCGCUGCGGAAGCUGGAGAGGAAUCGGUCUCAGAUGGAAGCCGCCUUGAGAUCCGCCAUGGAGACUCUCAUUUCGGGGAGGAACAAGAUUGAUCGGAGUGAGAACGUGGGGGUAGCGUUGGAUGAGAAGAUCCAGGAAUUGGAGGAGAAGCUGGAGGAGUUGCAGGUGGAAAGGAGUGGUAGGCGUAGAGGGAAUGAGAGCUUCAGGGAGCUUCCGAGGAGCUGCCGGCGUAACUUCGACCGGCAAGCAUCGGUCCUCCGGCGGCGGCUGGAGAAGAUGGCGGAUGAGACCAGCGUGAGGGAAAUCCGAGAGAUCGCCGCCGACGAGAAGGACGAUAAGGAAAUCUCUCCUCUCCAAGCCGGUCAUUAUUGCCGGUUUCCCGAUGUGGAGAUGUUGAGGAGGAGAAUGGAGGGGUUGUCCAAAGGGAUGUUGGAGAGGAUGGAGGAGUACAGCUGCUUGCUUUCUAACAACUCCUCCUACCCUCACUCCACCACCAGCAGCAGCAUCGACAGCAUGAGGAGAUUUAUCAGCGGCCAAAGAGUGAUCGAGUAUACGGAAAUGGCAGAAAAGGCGCACAACCACUACCAGCAACAGCCGCAGCAGCACCAGCAGGUGGAGGAGAAGGGCUGGGCUGUGAUAGGGUCCGGGAACUGCUGCAACUGCAAGAAGGUGGUGGGGAGAAUAAUGGAGCAGGUGAGGACGGAAACUGAGCAGUGGAGCGAGAUGCAAGGCAUGCUGGAACAAGUCAGGGUGGAAAUGGAGGAGCUCCGGUCAUCUAGGGAACUCUGGCAACACCGUGCCAUUGCCUCGGACAUCAAUACCCAUUCCAUUCAAAGCCAAAUGCUGGAAUGGAAACGAAGAGCAUGCGCCUCUGAGCACAAGGUGACCGAGCUGCAGAAAAAGGUGUCUGAGCUACAAAUCAAGCUCCAAUCAACAAGGGUUGAGCUUUCUCAUCCCCCCACUACUCGAACACGUUCAGAGACUUGGAACCAAGAUUCCCAAAGGAUCAAGAACCAGCAACAGAGAUUACUGGAUUUGCAUAGGGAGAAAGAGAAGCAUGUCCUAGUCUGCCGCCUGAAGAAGUCCCAGAGCAAUUUUCCCAAGCGCUUGCCUUUGCAGGACAUAGGAAAUACGUCUACGUUGCGCCCAUGAUAUCGAGCCUCGAGUGUUAUAAAACAACUUCGGAAAGAAGUACAAGAAACCUUGGACUGCAGCAACACAUGGUCUUGGACUGCUUCAAUGGCUCAGUUUGCCUUGUCAGAGGAGGUGGCAAUUACCACCAUAAGAUCAGAUAAGCGACUACAGGAAGGGGCAUCUGAUGUAGCAGAGGAAUGAAAAGAAUGGUAUGUCUGAGAGCAGAUUUUUUCUAGGAUGCAUGUAGCCUUCUGCUAAAGUAACGAAUGCAUUUGCUUCGAGGAGUACGUAAUUUUAGUCUCUGGAGGAAGGAGGGAAAAAGAAGGAUAGAGAUGGUAGCUUUGUUCACUAAAAUUCUCUGGGAAAUUUGUAUCUAUAUGCAUUGCUGGAACAUAAUUAUCACUGUGAAAACCAGUUCAAGUCAAUGAUGUGUGUGUGAAAUGCAAAAACAAGCAAGGCAUAUUUUGCUAAAGGCGGGAGGUGGUUGAUGCUUAAUGGAGUUGUUGUAGCAGCAUAACUGGGACAUUUGGAGUUUUGUCAGGUGAACAUUUUCGGAGGGUCGAGUUCGAAA
Molecule: messenger RNA, 2396 nt
Organism: Elaeis guineensis (African oil palm)
Lineage: Eukaryota; Viridiplantae; Streptophyta; Magnoliopsida; Arecales; Arecaceae
Source: RefSeq, a predicted model, not a curated record